AACGAUGAAAAAUCAAAAUUUUUCCAAUUCAUUUUAUUUAAAGAUUGAUAUAUAAAUAAAAAAAAUAAAACUUACAUAUUUAAAAAGUAUAUCAAAAGUUCUAGAAAGUAAGAGAUGAUAAAAAUAUUUAACUACGUGAAAUAGUCAAUAAAAACAUACAAAUAAAUAAAAAAUUUCUUACUUUUUGAAUAGUAAACUAAAUAGUCACCGAGGGAGUAGAAAAUCAUUAUCCCGGCGAAGGCUAGCCCGCUUCGCCACUGUUUUACGAGCACCAGCUGGGUCCUCAGCCGGGUCGCCACCACCCUCUGAGUCGUGCACCGUUCAUCUCCCUUUCGGUCGCCCUCAUCCUCGCAUCGUCCCGGAUAGGUGCAGAUUUACAAGACAAUAAUAUGCGAGGUUCGUCUUCAACUAUGAAGUAUAACAAUGGAGCUUAUGUGUGUCGCAAGUGUGAUUGGGAAGGAAUAAGAAAAGUGGGCGGCCCGGAUUUGUUAGGUGAGGAUGGAGGGUUAAGAUUAAAUGUUGAAAAAUUGUUGUUAGAAUUUAUGUUGUAAGAAUAAGUGGCCUCAAAGGGCGCGGAUGCCCGUGUGCCCCAGAGCCUGAAGAAUGCAAGGCAAAACCAACACAGCCUACAUAGCUAAUCUUUUGCAGACCUGCAUAGAUACCAAAGCCCAAAUUGCAGGCAAACUUAUCCAUGGACAUGUGGUCCGGAUCGGGCUCUCUUCCGACACCUUUAUUGCCAACCGCAUCACGGAGUGCUACUCAAAAUGUGGUCUCAUCCGGGCGGCGCGCAAUGUUUUUGAUCAAAUGCCUCAUCCGAACAUAUAUUCAUGGCAUGCUAUGCUGAGUGCCUAUUGCAAAGCAGGCCAGCUAGAGCCUGCUACUGAUCUCUUUGUUAAAAUGCCUGAGAGGAAUAGUGUCUCAUGGAACACUAUGAUUAGUGCUCUAGCUCGAAAUGGACAUGAAAGAAAGGCAUUGGAGGUUUUCCGCAUAAUGGUUUCAGGCGGUUUUGAGCUUACCCACAUCACCUUGGCGAGCGUGUUGAGUGCUUGUGGUGGGUUGAAGGGUGUGGGGUUUGGGAGAGCAUGCCAUGGUUUUGCUGUAAAGUGUGGGCUUGAGAGGAGUGUUUAUGUUGGCAAUGCAAUGUUAAGUAUGUAUAUGAAAUGUGGCUGUGGUGGGGAUGCAGUAAAGAUCUUUGGGGACUUGCCCGAACGUAAUGAGGUUUCGUUCACGGCCAUGAUAUCCGGGUUGGGUGACAUUGACCAAGUGGAGGGCGCUUUUGACAUGUUUAGGUUGAUGCAACGGAACGGAUUCAAGAUUGAUCCCAUUUCGUUGUCGAGCUUUCUCAAGGUGUGUGCUAAGGGUGAUGGUGGUGACCUAAUAAUCGGUGACCUUAAUGCUUCCAAAAUGCGCAACGUCCCUGGGAAACAAGUCCACACACUUGCCAUCAAACUUGGAUUUGACAGCGAUCUUCGCCUCUGCAACUCACUGCUUGAUGUGUACGCGAAGAACAAGGACAUGAUGAGUGCAGAACUGAUUUUCCAGAACCUGCCCGAAGUUAGUACUGUUUCUUGGAAUAUAAUGAUAGGCGGGUUCGGGCAGAACUAUGAAAUAAAAAGAGCCAUGGAAUACAUGGAGCGCAUGCUGAGUUGUGGCUAUGAACCCGACGAGGUUACUCACAUUAAUAUGCUGGCAGGUUGUGUCAAAUCUGGGGAAGUUGAAGCUGCCCGUUUGCUAUUUGAGAGGAUGGUGUGCCCAAGCUUGAGCUCAUGGAAUGCCAUGCUUUCGGGCUACUCACAGAACGGCGAUCAAUAUGAAGCGAUAAACCUUUUCAGGAAAAUGCAAUUUCAAAACGUCCGAUCCGAUCGGACCACCUUUGCUCUCAUACUCACUUCAUGCGCAGAAACAUCACUUUUGGAUUAUGGGAAGCAGAUUCACGCCGCGUCAUUUAAGAAUGGCGUUCAAGGUGACAUAUAUGUAGCUAGCAGUCUUAUUGCCAUGUACACGAAAUGCGGUUCGGUAAAGGUGGCCAAAACCUUGUUCAAUAGCUUGCCUUGGUUGGAUAUAGUGUGUUGGAAUUCCAUGAUCUCGGGUUUAAACCACAAUUCCUUGGACGAAGAAGCCGUUUCCUUCUUUAAGAGAAUGCUGGCGAUGGGGAUGCCACCUAGUGAGUUCACUUAUGCAUCCAUGUUGAGCAGUUGCGCGAAAUUGUCUGCCCUAGCACUUGGGAGGCAAAUUCACGGCAUGAUAUAUAGAGGCGGGCACGGAAACGAUGUAGUCGUGGGAAGUGCUCUGAUCCACAUGUACUCUAGGUGCGGCGAUAUAUGUGGGGCCCGCCUCUGUUUCGACAGAAUCCACUGGAAAAACACCAUCACCUGGAAUGAGAUGAUACACGGCUACGCACAGAACGGGCAAGGAGACGAAGCUCAUCUCUUAUACGAGGACAUGAUCCGAACGGGGAAUGAGCCGGAUAGCGUGACGUUCGUCGCGGUUUUGACUGCCUGUUGUCAUUCCGGAUUAGUUGACCGGGGGGUUCGGGUUUUCAACUCGAUCCGGGACGGGUUCGGACUGGAACCCGUUGUUGAUCACUACACUUGCAUUAUUGACUGCUUGGGUCGGGCAGGGCGGUUCACCGAAGUGGAAGAAAUCUUGGAUACGAUGCCGUUCAGAGACGACCCGGUUCUGUGGGAGGCAUUGCUGAGCACAUGCAGGGUUCAUUCGAAUGUGGGUUUGGCUAGAAGGGCAGCAACCGAGCUUUCGCGUCUCGAUCCUGAAAACUCUGCUCCUUAUGUUCUUCUGGCGAAUAUGUACUCGUCUCUGGGAAGAUGGGAGGAAUCGAAGGCGAUCAGAGAGAUGAUGGAUGAGGGGGACAUAGCUAAGGGUUCUGGUUUUAGCUGGGUUGAAAACCACAAGGGAUUUGAGGAGAAUGAGGUCCAUAUUGUGGCUUCUUGAUACUCAUUCCGUCCCUAAAUUAACACUGGUUUUAGACUUUUAGUGUAAGUUGUUUAGAUACAAUGGUUCACUAUCUUUUGUUAUGAAAUAGUUAAGCAAUGGUUGUUUAAUGAGGCAACCUUCAAACUAAUUGAAGCAAUGGUGUUUUUAUGUCAUAAGACACCUCAGUAUUUUUUUAUUAGAUUAUUCAUAAGCAACUCAUAAACAACUUGCGUUUAA
Messenger RNA from Cuscuta campestris, 3168 nucleotides. The record is from the annotation of a GenBank genome assembly. Lineage: Eukaryota; Viridiplantae; Streptophyta; Magnoliopsida; Solanales; Convolvulaceae.